Leguminivora glycinivorella is the source of this 6236-nucleotide messenger RNA. It is a transcript of the gene Sec71, whose product is annotated as brefeldin A-inhibited guanine nucleotide-exchange protein 1. Gene Ontology annotation, molecular function: guanyl-nucleotide exchange factor activity. The record is from RefSeq and is a predicted model, not a curated record. Gene Ontology annotation, biological process: regulation of ARF protein signal transduction. Lineage: Eukaryota; Metazoa; Arthropoda; Insecta; Lepidoptera; Tortricidae.
GACUUGACAUGUUUGUGAUGAGGUGUGAAUCGUACUGUGGAAUCGUAGAUUCCGUCUCGAAAUGAUUUUAAGUAAAUCAGUUGUUGCAUAAAGUUUUGUGAUGUUACAUUUGUGUUACCUUAACUCAUGCGAAUAAAUUUACGAACACGAUACAAUAGUGCCUGUUUAGAGUUAUGUAAAUAUCAACAGAAUCACCGCACACCACAGUCGAUUCCAGUGGGAACGAAUGGAGUGACUUCCAAAUAAAAUAACGAUGCAAACCAACCUGAAAACUAAAGAAAUGUUUAUAGUACGAGCUUUAGAGAAAAUAUUAGCCGAUAAGGACAUAAAGAGGUCCUAUCACAGCCAGCUAAAGAAGUCCUGUGAAGUGGCUUUAGAGGAAAUCAAAACAGAAUUAAAAAAUGGAGGUCAACCAGAAACUACUGAGAGUCCCACAUCAGGUACACUCCCAUUGCCCAAAAAUGAUGCAUCUAACAUCAUUACAGCUGAAAAAUACUUCUUACCGUUUGAACUGGCCUGCCAGAGCAAAGCAUCCAGGAUAGUGGUCACAGCUCUUGACUGUCUACAGAAACUAAUAGCUUAUGGGCAUCUUACGGGUAAUGUUCCAGAUUCUACAACACCAAGAAAGUUGUUAAUUGACCGCAUAGUAGAGACAAUCUGUGGCUGCUUCACUGGCCCGCAAACUGAUGAGGGAGUUCAACUUCAAAUCAUUAAAGCUCUCCUCACCGUCAUCACAAGCCAGCAUGUAGAGGUUCAUGAAGGCACGGUCCUCCUGGCUGUCCGAACCUGUUAUAAUAUUUAUUUAGCAAGUAAGAAUCUUAUUAAUCAAACUACGGCGCGCGCGACCCUCACACAAAUGCUUAAUGUCAUAUUUACUAAAAUGGAAAACCAGGCUCUUGAAACGGAAACUACUGAAGUACACCAUAAAAUACCCAAUGGCAAUAUUGUAACUGAUGACCAAUCAAAUCACAUCAGUGAAGAAAAUAAGAGUAUUACACCAGGCCCUAGUGAUAGUAUGGAUGAUAUUUUAGAAGCCAAGAUCAUUGCUAAGCAAAUUGUGGACUCAGUCAUUGACAAUGCUGUAACAAUAGCAUUCAAAAAAUCAGCUGAAGAUAUCAGUCAAAAUGGUCAAGAAAAUAAUGAGAAUCUAGAUUCUCAAGACAGUGGCAGUGUAUCCCACGAAAGUAAUGGUCAAGCACCAACAGAAUCUUCAAUGACAAGAAUACCAUCCCAAGAAAGUGUGGAUGUUGCUUCAGAAAAUGAUAAUUCAGUUACAGCUAAGUUUACACACAUCCUACAAAAAGAUGCAUUCCUAGUUUUCAGAGCUCUUUGCAAAUUGUCCAUGAAACCCCUGCCUGAAGGCACUCCUGAUCCUAAAUCACAUGAAUUGAGAUCUAAAAUUCUUUCUCUUCACCUCCUACUAUCUAUCCUUCAAAAUGCUGGUCCAGUAUUCAGAAACAAUGAAAUGUUUAUCACUGCUAUAAAACAGUAUCUUUGUGUAGCUCUGUCUAAAAACGGAGUGAGCUCUGUACCUGAAGUAUUUGAACUGUCUUUGGCUAUUUUCUUGGCCCUACUCCAGAAUUUCAAGGUACAUCUAAAGAAGCAAAUUGAAGUAUUUUUCAAGGAGAUCUUUAUGAAUAUUUUGGAAACAUCCAGUUCGUCUUUCGAACACAAAUGGAUGGUAAUCCAAGCUCUGACGAGAAUUUGUGGCGACGCGCAGAGUGUUGUAGACAUAUACGUCAACUAUGACUGCGAUUUAUCGGCCGCUAACUUAUUCCAAAGACUAGUCAACGAUGUCUCAAAGAUAGCCCAAGGGAGACAAGCUCUAGAGUUAGGAGCAACACCUAAUCAGGAGAAAUCGAUGCGUAUCCGAGGAUUGGAAUGCCUCGUUUCAAUUCUAAAAUGUAUGGUAGAGUGGAGUAAAGAGCUCUACAUUAACCCAAAUCUUCAAACAACAUUGGGCGAAAAACCAGUAAAAGAAGACCCAGACCAUCACAGCAUCAAGUCACAUGGAGGUUCUAGUCUUAGCUUGGUCUCAACAGGAUCAAGCAAUGUUGGAAACAGGGAGACCUUGGAUUCCCCUGAACAGUUUGAAGUUUUAAAACAACAGAAGGAAGUUUGGGAAACGGGCAUAGACUUGUUUAAUCGAAAACCGAAAAAGGGCGUAGCUUUCCUUCAAGAACAAACUUUGUUAGGAACCUCUACAAAAGAAAUAGCAGAGUGGCUGCUAACGGACGAGCGCCUUGAUAAAACAUUCAUUGGAGAAUUUUUAGGUGAAAACGACGAUCAUUCCAAAGAAGUUAUGUACGCUUACGUUGAUUCCAUGAAUUUCUCAAACAUGGAUAUUGUGGCAGCUCUUCGUCAUUUCCUAGAAGGAUUCCGACUUCCUGGCGAAGCCCAGAAAAUCGACAGGCUAAUGGAAAAAUUCGCAUCACGCUAUUGUGAAUGCAACCCAAGCAACACUUUGUUCACAAGCGCGGACACAGUUUACGUACUCGCGUUUUCCAUUAUAAUGCUAACAACUGAUUUGCACUCGCCGCAAGUAAAGAAUAAAAUGACAAAGGAACAAUACAUCAAACUGAAUAGCGGUAUAAGUGACAAUAAUGACUUGCCGCGUGAAUACCUGUCGCAGAUUUACGACGAAAUAGCUGGCCAUGAAAUUAAAAUGAAGAACACAUCUAAACCGGGCAAGCACAUGAUCGCUAAUGAAAAGAAACGCAAGUUUAUUUGGAACAUGGAGAUGGAGCAAAUUUCCACGGCCGCUAAGAAUUUGAUGGAGUCUGUUUCUCACGUCCAGACACCGUUUACGACAGCGAAGCACGUCGAGCAUGUUCGACCAAUGUUCAAAAUGGCCUGGACUCCUUUCCUGGCCGCUUUUUCAGUGGGACUCCAGGAUUGUGACGAUCCAGAAAUUGCCUCCCUAUGUUUGGAUGGUAUCCGCUGUGCCAUUCGCAUAGCCUGCAUUUUCCACAUGUCUUUAGAAAGAGACGCUUACGUGCAAGCUUUAGCACGAUUCACAUUACUGACUGCUAACUCACCAAUCACAGAAAUGAAAGCCAAGAACAUUGACACCAUAAAGACAUUGAUUACAGUCGCGCACACUGACGGAAACUACUUAGGGUCGAGUUGGUUGGAUGUCGUCAAAUGCAUCUCACAGUUGGAAUUAGCGCAGUUCAUAGGCACAGGAGUGCGGCCUCAAUUUUUGUCCAGCUCUGGUAUUAAACCACAACCUGAUUCUCUAAAAUUCGGCCUUAUGUCUUCUUUGGAUCCGAGUGUAAAAGAACACAUUGGAGAAACAAGCUCACAGAGUGUCGUGGUCGCAGUUGACAGAAUAUUUACUGGAUCUACGAGGCUCGAUGGAGAUGCCAUCGUUGACUUCGUUAAAGCACUCUGUCAAGUGUCAUUAGACGAAUUGAGCCACCCAACAAACCCUCGAAUGUUCUCCCUCCAGAAAAUUGUCGAGAUCUCGUACUACAACAUGGGCAGAAUCAGGUUGCAAUGGUCUCGUAUUUGGCAAGUGUUGGGCGACCACUUCAAUAAAGGGUGCAGUAGCAACGAAGAUAUUUCCUUCUUCGCAGUAGAUUCCCUAAGGCAACUGUCCAUGAAGUUCAUAGAAAAAGGCGAAUUCGCCAAUUUUAAAUUCCAGAAGGACUUCUUAAGACCGUUCGAACAUAUUAUGAAGAAAAAUAAUUCACCAACUAUAAGAGACAUGGUAGUCCGCUGCAUCGCCCAAAUGGUAAACUCCCAAGCUCCCAACAUCAAAUCAGGUUGGAAGAACAUUUUCUCAGUAUUCCAUUUAGCCGCAAGCGAUCAAGACGAAGCGAUAGUUGACUUAGCAUUCCAAACUACAGGAAAAAUUAUAACUGAGCUCUAUGAAAAGCAGUUCUCAGCUAUGAUAGAUUCAUUCCAAGACGCAGUGAAGUGUCUGUCAGAAUUCGCUUGCAAUGCUAAAUUCCCUGACACGUCCAUGGAGGCUAUAAGACUUGUAAGAUCGUGCGCGACGGCAGUUGGAGCAUCUCCACAUCUUUUUGCAGAGCACGCAGGUCUUGAAGGCGAACAAGGAGCGCCAGAAGAAGAUAGAGUUUGGCUCCGCGGUUGGUUCCCGCUAUUGUUCUCCCUUUCCUGCGUAGUCAGUCGCUGCAAACUAGACGUCCGCACGCGAGGCCUCACCGUCCUCUUUGAAAUCAUCAAAACCCACGGGGAAUCAUUCCGUCCGCAUUGGUGGAGAGACUUAUUUAACAUUUUGUUCCGAAUAUUCGAUAACAUGAAGCUGCCCGAACACCAGUUGGAAAAGAACGAGUGGAUGACGACGACAUGCAAUCACGCGUUAUACGCUAUUGUAGAUGUGUUCACACAAUACUUUGACGUUCUCGGAUCGUUGUUACUCGAGCAGCUAUACGCUCAGCUUCAUUGGUGUGUGCAACAAGACAACGAGCAACUCGCUCGUUCAGGAACCAACUGUUUAGAAAACCUAGUGAUCUCCAAUGGAACAAAAUUCGACGACGCAACUUGGAGCAAUACCUGCCAGAUUAUGUUGGAUAUUUUCAACAGCACGCUUCCCUCGGCACUGUUAACGUGGAAACCUGAAGAGGAAGAUGAGGCACCCGCGCGCGGAAUCCUUAAAAAGCCUCAAGCGGACGACGCGCGUUCCAGCAACCGCGUAUUCAACAGUCUUUUGAUCAAAUGUGUGGUCCAACUUGAGCUAAUCCAGACCAUAGACAAUAUUGUCUUCUAUCCUGCAACAUCUCGGAAAGAAGACGCAGAAACGCUGGCGUUAGCUGCAGCAGAAUUAACCGGUGGAGCGCCAGGCAGUGGGCAAGAUUGCCAACGAGAAGAGCAAGGAAUGUACAGACUUUUGAGUUCUCCGCAUUUACUACGACUAGUCGAAUGCCUGUUAUGCAGCCAUCGUUUCGCAAAGACGUUUAACACGAACAAUGCUCAGCGCAACGUUCUCUGGAAAGCGAACUUUAAGGGUUCAGUUAAACCUAAUAUGCUGAAGCAGGAGACGCAGUCUUUGGCCUGUGCUUUGAGGGUGUUGUUCAAGAUGCACGGAGACGAGUCGAGACGAGCGCGCGGGCCUGUGCAGGCGCUGCUGUUGUCUGUGUGCUGUGAGGCUCUGGAGUACUUCGCGGCGCUGCAGCACGAGGCACAUCGCGACGCGUGGACUUCUAUACUGCUGCUAAUACUGACGAGAAUACUGAAGAUGCCUGAUGAAAGAUUCGCCGCUCACGUCUCCCGCUACUACCCCCUGCUCUGCGAGGUGACAUGCUUCGACGUGAAGCCCGAACUGCGAUCCGUGCUGCGACGCGUGUUCCUGCGCAUAGGACCCGUGUUCAGCAUCACCGAGGCGCGCGCGCAGUAGCUAGUGACAUCUAGCGACGAAUGACGAAACUAACACGUAUAUCGCUGGUAUUUUGAGAGUAGACGUAAUAGUGCUGGAGUCGAAGAAAAUCAUGCAAUGAAAACAAAACGGCCAAUGCCAUCUAGUGCUGUAAUUGCAAAUGCAUGGUAAUUUCAUGACUUGCACGUGUAUACUCUCUGCUUUCAAUUAUCAUAAGUGUUAUUUGUAGCAAAUAUGAGAGGAAAGAAGUAACCAGCGAUAAACGUCGUGAUGAUGUAAGAAUUGUAAGAUAUCAUAAACAACAGAUGAGAUUUUUUUAGUGACUCGUUAUUUAUUAUAGAAUUUUAAACCUUAUUUGGAGUAACGUUUUUUAAAUGGGUACCAAUAAUCUUGAAAUUUGAAGGAAAUUUGGCUUAAGUAUAUUUAUUACUUUAUUUCUGCUGUUUAUGAUAUCUGUGACGAAAGCAGUUUACGAAUGUAAACAAAAUGGCCUUAUAUUUUUGUAGGUUAACUUCGAUGUUAAAAAUAAUACUGUUUCGUUGAUUCUUAAAUUUUAAUGUGACAUUGACGGUACUUCAGUAGUAUUAAAAGUGAUCUAUUAUAAAUAGGGAGUAGUCUUAUGUCUAAUUUAUAUAAAUUAUUUCAUUGUCGACAGUUAAAAAGUUAAAUUGUAUUAUAGAAGUUGUACCUAUAAAUUAUUGUGUUAUUCUGUAUAUUUGAAAGUUUUUAUUGUCUGGGAGCUGAAUCCACCGCUGCUUUUCUUUUUUCUGGCUAGACUGAUCUGACUGUGAUCGUUCGUUCCCACGCUUUUCAUGCUAUAUUAUAUUUUCUGACGGAGUGAUUCAGAGCUCGCACGCGACUAUAGUUAUUCCUAUGAAUAAAAUUAUACAUUAAU